Messenger RNA from Brugia malayi, 213 nucleotides. RefSeq lists its product as uncharacterized. Lineage: Eukaryota; Metazoa; Nematoda; Chromadorea; Rhabditida; Onchocercidae. The transcript is spliced from 2 exons. The coding region runs from base 1 to 213 and encodes 70 amino acids. The record is from RefSeq and is a predicted model, not a curated record.
AUGAAGCCAAGUCGUAAUAUUUAUGACAGUAAUAUGGAUAGUAUUGAUGGUGUUGAUGAUGAUGACGAUUAUGGUGAUAAUGAUGGUAAUAAUAAUGAUGAUGGUGAUGAUAAUGCUCAUUAUUCAAUCAUUUCAUAUCAACAAUUGUUGUUAUUUAAUUUGAAAGCAAAAAAUUUUUCAUUCAGCAUAUGCACUGUUGAAAUGAAAAUAUAA